CUCCUCUCGUCUGGCAGUCAUGGCGCGCGGCAAGCUGCCCACCGGCCCGUCCAAGCUCUCCAAGGUGCUCGAGCACCUCAAAGCGGCCCCGCGCCUCCAGCUGUCUGGUGUCUCCCGUAUCUCGCUCGUGCAUGCCUACCGGAACGAUCACUGGGGCGCCCGCCUCUUCACCGAGCGCGACCUCCCCCGCAUCCGGUAUGCGAACGACGCGCUCCGCAUCGAGGUCGAGCGCCAUGGGAAGGCGAAGAACGAGUUCUGGCGCCCGCAAAUGACGGUCGAGCUUGAAAACGGCACGACACAGACGCUCGAGCUUUCGAAAAAGUCUGCUAGCGACAUUCUUUCCGAGCUCAUGUCCCUUGCCGGUGGGCCUGCGUGGACUAAGUGGGUAGAGGAAUGCCAGGAAGCCGGCCGGGAACCCAUACAACCCGACACUGCGGACGAGAAGGCCAUUACCUGGUCCUCUCGCUCGUCCAGCGAGUCCACCUCCGUCCCUCCUUACGACGUCUUCUCCAAGCAGCACGAAGCAGACUCCGCCCGCCGCGCCGAGGAGGCGAAGCGCCAGAAGGAGGAGGCUACGCGAAACGCUGCUUUGAAUGCAGCGCCAACCCCUGCUGCUUCCGCACCUCCACCGGCAUAGUUGCUCAACGGCUUCAUGUCCUCCCCCACUUAUAUACACUCUAAUUGCAUUGCAUGUCCAUCACGUCUCCAUCUUCGACGGACCGCUCGUCUGAAUUACUUCAAGACUUAACAUCCUGCGUUUGACUCAA
Schizophyllum commune H4-8 is the source of this 767-nucleotide messenger RNA. RefSeq lists its product as uncharacterized. The coding region runs from base 20 to 637 and encodes 205 amino acids. The record is from RefSeq and is a predicted model, not a curated record. The transcript has 3 exons. NCBI's taxonomy places the organism in Eukaryota, Fungi, Basidiomycota, Agaricomycetes, Agaricales, Schizophyllaceae.